GAGAGCAGAUUUUUUUCCCCCCCUCCAAAGAGACGUGAGCUGAUCGGACGCUGAGGAUCAAACAUUGGGAAAGGUUUCCAGUGUCAAACUCGACUCGAUGUCCAGGAGAACAGAGGAAUUUAACUCAGAGGAACAACAAAAAAAAAAGCUAAGCACUAAUCCUGUGCUGUGGAUGGACACAGUGAAGAGCUAAGAUCAUUCAGACUAUUCCGUGUGCUCUCCCUGGAUAUUCUCUGACUUUGCCCGCUUCAGGGAGCCACAGAGAUGGAUGUGGCGGCCGAUCAGCCCCGCUGGAUGCAUCACCACGCCGUGCUGAACGGACAACACCCGGACUCUCACCAUCCCGGCCUGGGCCACAACUACAUGGAGCCCACGGCGCAGCUGCUGCCUCCGGAUGAGGUGGAUGUUUUCUUUAAUCACCUGGACUCACAGGGAAACCCGUACUACCACAACUCUGCCAGGGCCAGGGUGUCCUACAGCCAAGCGCACGCUCGUCUGACGGGGACUCAGGUGUGCCGGCCCCACCUCCUCCACAGUCCGGGGAUUUCGUGGCUGGAUGGAGGGAAAGCAGCCCUGUCGGCCCACCACCACAACGCCUGGGCCGUGAGCCCCUUCAGCAAGCCCAGCCUGCACCACCCGGGAUCCGCGUCCCCGGGCGCUCUCUCCGCCGUGUACCCGUGCAGCAGCAACUCCAACGCGGCCUCCGCAUCCUCGCUAACGCCGCCGUCCCACUCCAGCUCUCACCUGUACACCUUCCCCCCCACGCCGCCCAAAGACGUGUCUCCGGACCCGGGGGCCGCGUCCCCAGCCAGCAGAAUGGACGAGAAGGAAUCUAUCAAAUACCAAGUGUCGCUACCGGAGGGCAUGAAGAUGGAGGGCUCCAGCCCGCUGAGAAGCAGCCUGGCCUCCAUGAACGCCCAGACUCCAUCCACCCACCAUCCCAUACCGACGUACGCCCCCUACUCGCUCCCAGCGGCCCACGAGUACGGCGGCAGCCUGUUCCACCCGGGCAGCCUGCUGGGCUCCUCAUCCAGCUUCACCCCCAAGAACAAAGGCAAGACACGGUCCUGCACCGAGGGCCGUGAGUGUGUAAACUGUGGAGCCACCUCUACACCUCUGUGGAGACGUGACAGCACCGGACACUACCUGUGCAACGCCUGCGGCCUUUACCACAAGAUGAACGGCCAGAAUCGACCUCUCAUCAAACCCAAACGCAGGCUGUCUGCAGCCAGACGAGCAGGCACCUGUUGUGCUAACUGUCAGACGACCACCACCACGCUCUGGAGGCGCAAUGCAAAUGGAGAUCCAGUGUGCAAUGCCUGCGGCCUCUACUACAAACUGCACAACGUGAACCGGCCUCUGACCAUGAAAAAGGAAGGAAUACAGACACGCAACCGGAAAAUGUCCAACAAAUCCAAAAAGAGCAAGCGAUGCGGUGACAGCUAUGAGGAGUUUUCCAAAAGUCUGCACGACAAGAACUCUCCCUUCAGCGCUGCCUCUUUGGCCAGCCACAUGUCCAUGGGCCACUUGCCGCCCUUCAGCCACGCCGGACACAUGCUCCCUACGCCCACCCCGAUACACCCGUCGUUCGGCCACCCACACCACUCCAACAUGGUGACGGCGAUGGGCUGAGAGGCUGAGGAGAGGUGUUGG
Messenger RNA from Stegastes partitus (bicolor damselfish), 1653 nucleotides. RefSeq names its product GATA binding protein 2b (gene gata2b). Gene Ontology annotation, biological process: positive regulation of miRNA transcription; positive regulation of transcription by RNA polymerase II; negative regulation of transcription by RNA polymerase II. The coding region runs from base 265 to 1632 and encodes 455 amino acids. Lineage: Eukaryota; Metazoa; Chordata; Actinopteri; Pomacentridae. Gene Ontology annotation, molecular function: zinc ion binding; DNA-binding transcription factor activity, RNA polymerase II-specific; RNA polymerase II cis-regulatory region sequence-specific DNA binding. Gene Ontology annotation, cellular component: nucleus. The record is from RefSeq and is a predicted model, not a curated record. The transcript is spliced from 6 exons.